GAAAAUUUAUAAUUGAAAGCAAUAGAGAUUAUCUAAUGCCACGCAAAAAGCGCGCCUCCAGCCCACUGGAAUUGUACGACGAUGAUUUCGAUGAGGAUGCCAGCUCGCAUAGUUCCCAGCCGCCGGUGCAACGGAAUGCAGCCAAUGCCAGGGAGCGUAUGCGCAUGCGAGUGCUGUCAAGUGCGUAUGGACGUUUGAAGACCAAAUUGCCCAACAUUCCGCCGGACACGAAGCUCUCAAAAUUGGACACAUUACGUUUGGCCACGCUCUACAUUAAGCAGCUAAUUAACGCCGUCGAGACAGGCAGCGGUAGUCCGAAUGCCAAUCCAAGUGCUGCCGCUGCUUCCAUAGCCGAUGCGCUGGAUACGCGAAAUCUGGCAGCAGAUUGUGCCAGUUCAGCCGGCGGCACAGCGACAAAUUUCAAUUUCCAUAAUGCUGGACAACUCGGCAUGAGCUGGCCAUUUGAGUUCCAUCAGCACUUACAACAAGGUCACAAUCGGCACAGCAAUUCCAACCUGACAUUCAGCUCUACGCGCAUAGAUUGGCAGAAUUCACAGAUUCAAGCGUAUCCCAAGACUGCACGCAAUGAGCCGCAGAUGGCAGUCGAAUCUAACUAUGGCCAGCUACACGAAGCGCAUUGGUAUCCCACUGAAAUGGGGGGUUUGCAAUUGGACCAGUCACGCUCCAUUAAUGGCUGCUGUGCUUAUGAAUCUUCUGGUUUGGCACAACAUCAGCGGGGCAUUACAAUAUCCAGCAGUCAGGCGAAUAGCCUUUAGACAUUUAUAUUGCUAUGUUCUCUAGCCGAAAAUCGUAUUAAAAUCGUGAUUUUAUUCUAUUUKCUGUAUGUAUGUAUGUUAUGUAAUUUACUAAGCCAAAGAUUAGAAUAGUGUUUUAAGCUGUAAAAAAUUAGUCAAUAAACUCAAGUAAAUAA
Molecule: messenger RNA, 931 nt
Organism: Drosophila arizonae
Lineage: Eukaryota; Metazoa; Arthropoda; Insecta; Diptera; Drosophilidae
Gene: HLH54F
Product: basic helix-loop-helix domain-containing transcription factor HLH54F
Biological process (GO): developmental process; regulation of transcription by RNA polymerase II
Molecular function (GO): RNA polymerase II transcription regulatory region sequence-specific DNA binding; DNA-binding transcription factor activity, RNA polymerase II-specific; protein dimerization activity
Source: RefSeq, a predicted model, not a curated record